AUGAUCCACACCAAUGUGACAAGGAUGAGAAGCUUCUUCAUCCUCGGUUUCCCUGGACUUUCACCACAGUAUUAUGGGCCUGUGUCGGCUUUGCUUUUUGUCAUCUACCUAGCUAUUGCAAUAGGGAACAUUUUCAUUUUAUCAUUUGUUUUCUGUGAGAAAUCACUGCAAAAACCAACAUAUCUGGUCUUUUGUCACUUGGCAGUGAACGACUUAACAUUUGGCACUGUGACUCUCCCAAAGAUCAUAUCAAAAUACUGGUUUGGUGAUACCACUAUUUCAUUUUAUGGCUGUUUUACACAGAUGUUCUUUGUCCACUAUUUAGGAUCAGUAACUUCUUUUAUCUUGUUGGUAAUGGCUCUUGAUCGAUUUAUUGCCAUCUGUAUUCCACUGCGUUAUCCUGUCCUAAUCACGAACAACAUCAUAUCUGUGCUCUGUGGGUUUGCUUGGUUCAUACCUGUGUCUUUGAUGGUGACUAUUGUACUGCAUGCCCUCACUUUACCUUUCUGUAAAUCAAAUGUCAUUUCUCAAUGCUACUGUGACCACAUUUCUAUAACAAGUCAGGCAUGCGGUGAGGAUGUUAAAAUUGUACAGGUCACUACUCUCUGUAUGGCCAUGUUUUGUCUUUUGCUUCCUCUUGCAUUCAUCUUAUUUUCCUACUUUUCCAUCAUAGUGGUUAUUUUGAAAAUGUCUAAUGCUGCCGGCCGAAAAAAGACCUUAUCAACUUGUACCCCACAAAUUUUUAUCACUUGUCUUUUUUACCUGCCCAGAUGUUUUGUUUAUGUUGCUAACACUGUUGGAUUUUCUUUCAGUUUAGAUGUUCGCAUUUUAUUGAUAUUGUUGUACAGUCUUUUUCCUGCUGCUGUUAAUCCAAUCAUAUAUUGUUUUAAGACUCAGGAUAUCAAGCAGACUUUGAUGAAGAAGGUGAAAACAAAAAAGAUUGGAAUAGAGAUUAAAUUUUCAGUCUAA
Messenger RNA from Seriola aureovittata, 969 nucleotides. RefSeq names its product olfactory receptor 52K1-like. Gene Ontology annotation, biological process: G protein-coupled receptor signaling pathway. Gene Ontology annotation, molecular function: olfactory receptor activity; G protein-coupled receptor activity. Lineage: Eukaryota; Metazoa; Chordata; Actinopteri; Carangiformes; Carangidae. Bases 1 to 969 code for a protein of 322 amino acids. Gene Ontology annotation, cellular component: membrane. The transcript has a single exon. The record is from RefSeq and is a predicted model, not a curated record.